Messenger RNA from Lathyrus sativus (Indian pea), 819 nucleotides. Lineage: Eukaryota; Viridiplantae; Streptophyta; Magnoliopsida; Fabales; Fabaceae. The record is from the annotation of a GenBank genome assembly.
AUGAGUGGCCGGUCAAGUCGCACAUUAUAUGUUGGCAAUCUUCCCGGCGAUAUUCGUCUGAGAGAAGUAGAGGAUCUUUUCUACAAGUAUGGUCCUAUUGUUGACAUUGAUUUGAAGAUCCCUCCUAAGCCACCGGGUUAUGCUUUUGUUGAGUUUGAGGAUGCUCGUGAUGCUCAAGAUGCAAUUUACUACAGAGAUGGUUAUGAUUUUGAUGGUUAUCGAUUACGGGUUGAACUUGCACAUGGUGGACGGUCAAGUUCAUCAUCAGUAGACCGAUAUAGUAGGCAUAGCGGUAGAAGUGGUAGCCACGGAGUUUCCAGGCGAUCUGACUAUCGUGUUCUGGUGACUGGAUUACCUCCUUCUGCUUCAUGGCAAGACCUGAAAGAUCACAUGCGUAAAGCUGGUGAUGUGUGUUUUUCUCAAGUAUUCCGGGAGCGUGGAGGCUUGAUUGGGAUAGUGGAUUAUACCAAUUAUGAUGAUGUGAAAUAUGCUAUCAGGAAACUUGAUGACUCUGAAUUUCGAAAUGCAUUUUCUCGGGCAUACAUACGAGUGAGGGAAUAUGAUCGGAGUUACUCUAGAAGUCCUAGUCGUGAUUCAAGGAGGAGCUAUUCUCGAAGCCGCAGCCCAUAUGCAUCACGAAGUCAAAGCCGCAGUCUAAGUCAUAGCUACAGUGGCAGGAGCAGAAGUUUGUCUCCGAAAGCAAAACACUCUCGGCACUCAUUGUCUCUUUCAAGAUCCCAUUCGAGAUCCAGAUCCCCGAGCUUGUCUCCUAGACAUUACCGGAGUCGCAGUCCUAGCCAAAGUUCAAGGAGUGUGUAA